Molecule: messenger RNA, 740 nt
Organism: Betta splendens (Siamese fighting fish)
Lineage: Eukaryota; Metazoa; Chordata; Actinopteri; Anabantiformes; Osphronemidae
Product: histone H1-like
Exons: 1
Coding region: 64-693 (209 amino acids)
Biological process (GO): nucleosome assembly
Cellular component (GO): nucleosome
Molecular function (GO): structural constituent of chromatin; DNA binding
Source: RefSeq, a predicted model, not a curated record
UCCCCGGAUUCUCAAUACUCUGACUUUCGUCGCACUGCGAGAAGGAAACUGUCCAGAAACAAAAUGGUAGAGGAAGCACCAGCUGCAGCUCCGGCCACCGCUCCGGCCAAGGCCGCCAAGAAGAAGGCCGCCAAGCCCAAGAAGAGCGGUCCUAGCGUGGGUGAGCAGAUCAUCAAAGCCGUGUCCGCGUCCAAGGAGAGGACCGGCAUGUCCACUAGCGCCAUGAAGAAGGUUCUGGCUGCCGGUGGCUACGACGUGGAGAAAAACAAGGCUCGCGUCAGGAUCGCCAUCAAGAACCUGGUCACCAAAGGGCUCCUGAUCCAAACUAAAGGAAUCGGCGCUUCCGGCUCCUUCAAGAUCAACAAAAAGACCGAGACCAAGGCUAAGAAGCCCGCUGCCAAGAAGCCCGCUCCUAAAGCCAAGAAGCCCGCAGCCAAGAAACCUGCAGCCGCCAAGAAGCCCAAAGCAGCGGCCGCAAAGAAGCCGGCGGCCGCUAAGAAGUCUCCGAAGAAGGUGAAGAAGCCAGCGGCAGCAGCCAAGAAGGCAGCAAAGAGCCCCAAGAAGGCUACCAAAAGCCCGAAGAAGGUGGCGAAGAAGGCCCCUGCUGCCAAGAAAGCUCCGGCCCCUAAGAAGGCUCCAGCUAAGAAGGCGGCAAAGCCUAAAGCCAAGAAGACCGCGGCCAAGAAGAAGUGAGCUGAUCACUCAACGGUUUAACACAAAGGCUCUUUUCAGAGCCACCA